GAAGUGUUAUGACAACGUAAACAAUGUCAGUUCAUUCAUCAUUAAUCAACCCCAGUGUCUUUUGAUGUGGUUAGAGAUGAGGAAACGGUACGGUAACCUCGCUCUUCCCUCACAACCACAGCCGUCAACCUCAAAGUUCUCAAAAAGGUUCAAAAUAAACAAUCGCUUGCAACAUCAUGUCUGCAGAGUUAAUUUUCACGAUAUUUUACUUAUUAAUCAGCUUUGGAAUUGUGUAUCCGCCAGAAGAAUUUAUCAGUGCAGGAUUUACGAUAGGAAACUGGUUCGGCAAGCUGCUGGGUUCGGAAGAUGAGAAUUUUAUCCGUUUCCAUAUCAAGAAAUCUAUGUUGAAUUUGGUCGUUUAUUCCUGUCUUCCUAUUAUAUACGUGGCUUUGCUCUACCUAUUAGGCUUUGUAGAUGAGAUUUCCAGUUUAUUUAUCGGUCCCAGCAUUUCCUGGCAAAUAUUUGCAACUUUUAGUAUAGUCGCCCCACUUCUGGCUCUACUCGAAAUCCACCGAUGGUCUAAUAACAAUUUCCAAAAUCACCCGAUAGUGAGAAAUUUAACCAAAUGUUGCAACAACAACACUACAUGGGAAGUUGUGGCCGCAGAUGUAGAAAAUGAAUAUAGAAGACUGGAAAUUGUCACUGUAAAAACGAACCCGAUGACAAAAGCUGUGGUAACAGAAAACUGGAUUAUAAAAGUAACCCUAUUGAACAUGUUCUUAGCGCAUCAAAGUGAUGCAACUGUUAAGCUGUUGGAGGUGAACACAUUCGAUCUGUCCCAUAUAAAUGCGAAUAUAACGCAAUUUUGCAACAUCGAGGUGCAAAGUGCCAGGGUGGGAUCAUUUAUUAUCAGAAUAAAUGCGCUGGAUUUCAGGAACUUGAAAGACAAACUGUCCAGGCGAAUGCAGCUGGUGUUGCCUAACAGCUUUUCCAAAAGUAUAACAGAGCAAUUCAUGGAGGUUUUCAGGGAAACUGUGAAUGAAAAUCCUCGAUAUUCCACAAACAUGGAACUGGAUCAAUGCUUAGGAUGUCUCCAAGCUCGUCCAGGCAUAAAAAUCCAGAAACAAUGUCCAGAUGAAGGCAUACACCCAAUGGAGCAAAAGUGCACCGACUGUUUUUGCCGCCCAAUGUGGUGUCUCGACUGUCUCACCAAAUGGUUUGUGUCCAGACAAGAUAAGGACGAGCAGAACCGCUGGCUGUCCAAAAAAUGCACUUGCCCCAUGUGCAGGGCGACUUUUUGCGUUCUGGACGUUUGCCUAUUGGAGCAGCCACAAGAAUGAACGCUUUUCGCGCUUAAUUCACCAGCAUUCGGCAGGUCAGUGCUUCUAUCCUAUUUGAGCGCAGAUAACGUUUUUUUUUUAUCAACGUCGCCUUUCUUUUAUAUUACCAAACAAAAAUUAAUUGCAUAGAUAGAUAUAGCUAUUUUAUAUAAAUAAAAUUUUAUAAACGCGGUUAACUGUUAACAAAACAAAUAAAUAUUUUUGUGUUUAA
Messenger RNA from Dendroctonus ponderosae (mountain pine beetle), 1491 nucleotides. Its product is annotated as E3 ubiquitin-protein ligase TM129. Gene Ontology annotation, cellular component: endoplasmic reticulum; membrane. Gene Ontology annotation, molecular function: ubiquitin protein ligase activity. The coding region runs from base 177 to 1280 and encodes 367 amino acids. The transcript has 5 exons. The record is from RefSeq and is a predicted model, not a curated record. Lineage: Eukaryota; Metazoa; Arthropoda; Insecta; Coleoptera; Curculionidae. Gene Ontology annotation, biological process: protein ubiquitination.